GACUCCUCGCUAGAUGUGCUUCAGGGCUUUGCUGCUGCUGUUCUCACUGCUGCUGCUGCCGCUGCUCCUGCUGGUGCUGCCGCUGCUGUGCUGGGGGUCCGGUCACCAGGCAAAAAGCCCUGUAGGGUUGGAGGGAAGUCAUGAGCCGUUUCUUGAACGUGUUACGAAGCUGGCUGGUUAUGGUGUCCAUCAUAGCUGUAGGAAACACCCUGCAAAGUUUCCGAGACCACACCUUUCUCUAUGAAAAGCUCUACACAGGCAAGCCGGAUCUCGUGAAUGGCCUCCAGGCUCGGACUUUUGGGAUCUGGACACUGCUGUCAUCAGUGAUUCGCUGCCUCUGUGCCAUCGACAUCCACAACAAGACGCUGUACCACAUCACACUCUGGACCUUCCUCCUCGCCCUGGGGCACUUCCUGUCCGAGUUGUUUGUCUUUGGGACCGCAGCUCCCACGAUUGGCGUCUUGGCCCCCCUGAUGGUGGCAAGUUUCUCAAUCCUGGGUAUGCUAGUUGGCCUCCGGUACCUAGAAGUCGAACCAGUAUCCAGACAGAAGAAGAGAAACUGAGGCCGGCGUUAACCACCUCUGAGACUUCGUCUUCCACCUUGCGUCCCCUUCCUUCAUCCUCCAUCCUCUUCUUUCUGCUCCAUCCUGAGCCCUCUUACCACUCCUAGCCUUUUAGGUUUGGGGUUUUUCUUACACUUCAAAAUUUUUAAGCUACAACCUUCACACAGAAAAUAUAAUGUGUACAUACAAUUGAAAGAAUCCUUUUAAAUGAUUGCAUACUCUGUCCCUUCACCCAGAUCAAGAGAUGUCCAGCACCUCAGAAACCCACUAUGUGCCCUUCCCCUACCUACAGUCUCUUCCAGGAUCCCUUUUCCAGCCUUCUGCUUUUUCCCUUUAUUUUCAUCCCUUCCUCUGACUUGUGUGGUGGGAACACGUGAACUAUGAAACUUACAGCUGCUGCGCUACCCAGAGCAGCUGCCACCAAGGGCUGCUUCAGGAGGUCGCCCCCCGAGGUUGGGCUCCUCUCUGCUGCUGGCCCCAAGACUCUGAACCAUCCGAGGAACAGGCAGUUCUUCUAAGAAGGGCUCCCCUGUGAGUAAGCAUGGCUCGUAUACUUGUGUCUACAAGUGGAUCAGGGUUGGAAGAGUCUGGGCUGUUUUUAGACCUUCUGGUCAGCUCUAUUUGUGUAACAAAUUUUGUAAUAAAUAGAAAAAUCCUCUGCUUGGA
This is a messenger RNA of Lontra canadensis (Northern American river otter), 1229 nucleotides long. Its product is annotated as probable ergosterol biosynthetic protein 28. The transcript is spliced from 5 exons. Bases 141 to 563 code for a protein of 140 amino acids. The record is from RefSeq and is a predicted model, not a curated record. NCBI's taxonomy places the organism in Eukaryota, Metazoa, Chordata, Mammalia, Carnivora, Mustelidae. Gene Ontology annotation, molecular function: protein-macromolecule adaptor activity. Gene Ontology annotation, cellular component: endoplasmic reticulum; membrane.